AUGGGCCCCUGUACCGCCUCCUCAUGCUGCUGCCAGGCCCGUAAUCUGCCAUGGGCCCCUGUACCGCCUCCUCAUGCUGCUGCCAGGCCCGUAAUCUGCCAUGGGCCCCUGUACCGCCUCCUCAUGCUGCUGCCAGGUCCAGAGUGUCUCAUGGGUCCCUGUACGGCCUCCCAUUGCUGCUGUCUCCAUCGCCACACUCUGCCAUGUGCCACUUUCAGGUCUCCUCACACUGCUGGUGGGUUCCAUUUUUGUCAUAGGGUGCUGUAUGGCCUCCCAUUGCUGCUGCCUCCACCGCCACACUGUGGCUCCACACUCUGGUUUUGGCCCCGUGACUGCCCAAAUGAGUGAAGUGUGCGGUGAUUCUAAGAUCGACGGCACUCAUCUGCAUGUCAUACUGACUGACAGUAUUAUUUCUCUUCCCCAGCAGACUCCAAGGGCAUUUAAAUUAAAGGUACAGUGUUCUGCACUAAUAUAA
Molecule: messenger RNA, 475 nt
Organism: Staurois parvus
Lineage: Eukaryota; Metazoa; Chordata; Amphibia; Anura; Ranidae
Source: the annotation of a GenBank genome assembly